UAGUGGGAAGGAAAGAAUGAGCAGUGGGGCUGCUGUAGUCUGCCCCUGCCCCUAUGGAAGGCAUGUAUUAUGCCUAGGUCCAUCUGGGAAGCAACCCAGUUUGGUUCGAAUCCCCGCUGGUGUUGUAGCAUAUGUCGAAGUAUGGUCAUCCAGCAGGACAGAAAAUUACUCAAAAGCCUUCGCACAACAACUUCUUGAUAUGGGAGCAAAAGUUUCGAAGAGUUUCAGCAAGCAAGUGACUCACGUGAUCUUUAAAGAGGGACACUUGUCUACAUGGAAUAGAGCUCAGAAGACUGGGGUUAAACUAGUAUCUGUGCUUUGGGUAGAAAAAUGCCGAGAAACUGGAUCACAUGUUAAUGAGGCACUGUAUCCUGCAGUCAAUACUAAUGAAGGAUUACCUCAUCUAAUUAAAAAGCACAAAUGCAUGCAGCCAAAAGACUAUGUUGAGAAGACUCCAGAAAAUGAUAAGAAAUUACAAAGAAGAUUGGAGAUGAUGACUAAAGAUUUGCAUGUACAAAAAGCAGCAACAGAAACAGAUAUACCAGUUUUAUUAUUUGAAGAUGAUGGUUCGUUAGUGUACAGCCCAGCAAGUAAAUUAAAGUAUCAGUGUACUGCAAUGGAAAGAAGAAUAAAGGACAUGAAGGAGAAAAGGGAAAACCUUUCUCUCACUGCUUCACAGAUGUCCCAGGUGUCUGACUCCAAUUCUGUUCCAACGGAGCACGAAGCAACUCUUGUUUCUACCAGAUCAACUUGUACAUUAUCAGAAAGAGACAGCAGCGAUCCUUUAAACUCAAGUUUCACGGACAUUUUGGGAAAUUCUGAAAGCAAGAGACUUAGAAAGGAAUCUACCAAAUGUAUGCUUCAACUUGAAACCACUGCAGAAAUGACUACAGCAACAUUAGCAAGCUCUCCUGCUUGCAGAGGUGACUGCAGACAUUUAAAGAAAAGACUAAUUCUGCCAAAUGACUUGGAGAGUGACUUCCUGGCCAAAAAGACAAAUUCUGAAAUGCUUUCACAAAAACAGAGUUACAGGGAUGAUUGGUAUACUGCUAGAACUGAAAAAUCAGUUCAUUUGGAAAUUGCUGAAGGUACCAACAACAAUCACUUAAAUUCAGAAAAAGGCAGUGGACGUUUUAGUGAUGUAACUUUUUCUACAUUAACAACUGAUUAUGUUUCCAUCAAUGAGCAGCAGAAAAAGCCCAGAAGGAGAUCAAGUAUUGAACCAAGCACCUCAGCGUUGUGUGUGAGAGAUUCUCACAAUGACUUUUUGCAAGCAAUACUUACUCCUGUUAAGUCACCUAAAGACCAAGAUUAUUCUUAUGAAGAUUAUUUUUCACCCACUAAUUUUAAUACAAACAAAAUAAGAGUUAGCCUUCCUUCUCAAUGUCUGCAGAAAUCACCGCGUCUCAGCAAAAUGGUAUGUGAAUAUAGCCCCUCAAGUAAGCAAAAGGCAAAAAUACAAGAGCCUAAUGAAAAAGGGGCAACUUCUAGCAAAAAGAGGAAAAGGGUGUCUGAGAUUAAUGAGAGUGCUGCAAGUAGUGAUUCUGUGCUGGCUCCAUCUCCACAGAAUAAAAAAAGUGCAACUUUAAAUAUGUCACAGAGAGAGAAAGGAACCAUUUUGGAAACUUCAGACUGUCAUCUGAAUCUUAGCAUUCAGAAAAAGAACUGCACAACCAAUGUAAAUGGAUGCUCUCCUAGAGCUGGUAAUAACACAUUUUCCAUAUGUGACAUCAAGGAAAGUUCUUGUGAACCUUUUCAUGACCUAAAGAAUGAGCCUAAACAAAAAUUAAAGAAAGCCAAGGGAAUAAAUAAGCCAUCAAGAACAUUAGUCAUGACAAGUAUGUGCUCUGAGAAGCAGAAUGCAGUUAUUCAGGUGGUGAAGAAAUUGGGAGGUUUUCUAUUUUCAGACCAAGUGUGUAAAAAUACAAGUCAUGUGAUUGCAGGGAGUCCACGUCGUACCUUAAAUGUACUGAUGGGAAUUGCUCGAGGCUGCUGGAUUGUAUGUUAUGAAUGGGUGUUGUGGUCUCUGGAAUAUGGCCACUGGAUUUCUGAAGAACCAUAUGAACUUUCAGUAGAUUUCCCUGCAGCUCCUCUGUCUGUGCCUACUGAAAGAUGGGGAACCUUCAGGGACAUUGUUUCAGGAAAUGCAGAGAAUAUAGAAGUUCAUCAAAAAUCUACUGUACCGCUUGCAUGAUGGAAAACACUAGUGCAUCAAUGCAGUAUUACUCUGUUUAUGUCUUUUGUAUGGCCUAUGGCUGUAAUAAAAUUGAUUGAUUAAUAGGUAUUACUCUGGAUGUCAGCCAGUUUUAUUCAUUGUAGCCACUGCUUGUCAGUAGGUAAAAAGAACAGACAGAGUUCAACUGAGGACUUUUGUAAGAAUGGAGACUAUACAGUUGGGCUUAAGUAAGCAGGGGAAAGUUUAGGUCUCAAUUCAUUACAUGGCAGUUUGCAUUUGUCCAAUAGGUUUCAGUAAGACCGAAUGUAUGUAAAUUGUACUCCACAUUGUGCAUGCAUGGGCUUGGGCAUGAAGAAAGCAGCCACUCAAGUUCUGGCAGAGUUUACAAAAUCUAUGUACAACAUGAUAUUUCCUGGUAUUGAUUAAUCAUUUCAGCUUCAUUCCGUUUCCAUUCCCUGGACUGAAGACUUCCUGUAUCUUUGAAAGUGUUCUUGAGGUUAAUGCAACUAGUUUGCGUCUCUGCUGGAAAAAAUGGAUUGACUACAUGAGUCUCUGCUGGGGGAAAGAAUAGAAAUCAACAAUAUAUCUGGAUAGGAAGAUUUAUUACCUGUUUUUUACUUGUAGUUUACCUAUCUCACUGGUCUGAUCCAAAAUCUGCCUUUCUAGUUUGUUAGUUGAAAGAGAAUGUUCCAGAAGCUGAUGCUCAAGUCUUGUUGUCUGAUUCAAUACCUGCAUUUUUGGGGGAAAAAGUUUGAUUUGUAUUUAAAUUUCAGAAUAAUCUACAGUGCAAUAACAUUUUAGUUAUAUGUUGUCACGUGAAAAAUGGAAAUCGAGUGGGACCAUAGCUCAGUGGUAGAGCAUCAGCUUGCAUGCAGAAGGUCCCAGUUCAAUUGCUUGCAUCUCCAGAUAGGACUAGGAAAGACUCCUGCCUAAAACCUUGAGGAGCUGUUGCCAGUAGACAAUACUGACCUAGAUGGACAAUCUGAUUUGGGAUAUGGUAGUUGCCUACGCUCCUGUGAAAUAGGAACAGUGCCUGCCAAGUUUUAUACACAUGCAAGCAUGUUUGCUUUCACACAUAAAUAUACUAAGUAGAACCAGAGUCUAAUCCUAAUUAUCUGAAUGAGAGGAAAAUGGAAGCUUUUAAAAUGUUUGGUAAGAUGAAGUGGCAUGUAUGUAUGACUGACUGUACUGUCAAUAGACUACAUGCAAUCCACACAUUCAGUAUUUUUUCAAUGUGUAGUAGCUGAACUGUCCUCAUUUCUGUAGAGAGACUACUGUACAGCCAAAUACCUACACAGAUAUAGGGCUGGAUUGGCAUUUUUCCUUUCUCUGACCAAAGAGGUCUUCCUCCCACAUAAGACCACCUUCUGUGGAAGGAAGGGAACCUUUCGAUCCAACUUGCUAGAUCUGACAGUGACUUUGGGGGCAGGGGAACUGCAGUGGCACUUCUUUAAGCUGCCAUACCUACAGGAAUCACUUGCAUGCUUCUGUGUUUGGUCUAAGUCUCUAUGUGACUAUAGCCCCAGGGAUCACAGUCAUGGAGCCCUUCCACCAGACAUAUGGGAGGAGGAGUGUUCUAUAGAUGUUGAUAACAGCUGGUCAUCUUCAGCACAACCCUCAGACUGGGUCACUACUAGUGCCCACCAUGAACUGGGAAGUAAGACUGAGAAAGAGUGAGGUCUUAUGGUCAUGCCAUAAGCCCAUGGAUGAACCUGGUUCUGAGUACAAUAUUCUAUGCACUAGAGCUCAGUAGCUGUCAAUAGUGAUUUAACGUUUCAGAACUGUUUGCUCUGUCAACACAUUCCAGCAAAGAAUCUACAUUAGCCUAUAGCAAGAGUUUUUGUAAGGCAACAAGUUUUGUUUCAGGUUAGAGGGCCUAAUUGGUUUAUAGUAGCGUGUGCAUUUGUUAGCAAGAGCCUACUUCAUUAAUUGCUUAGAUAUUAUAUCAUUGCUCUUACUCUCAGGUUUGUUCCCAGUCCUGUUUCAUGCCAUUUGAGUUUUUAAAUGAUGCUUCUUUUGUACCCAUGCAUAAGUUCUUUUAAGCUCAAGCAUGGCAUCUGUUUUUAAGAAUGAAGAGCAUUCUUUGUAUUACAUUGUUUUGUGUUGUAUUCUGCUACAUGUUAUUUAGUCUGUAUCACUUUCCUCAUUGUAUUUUAAAGCAACUGUUUUAAUUCAUCAAAAUUUGGCUUGAGCUGGCAGGAAGAAUUUAUUACUCAUAUCCUUCAUGUUGAACAGUCAUUCAGGACAUGAUUUCAUACUUAAGCAUAUUUCCAAAUUGUUGCCAAAGAAUUAGUGCCUUUGAGAGAGCAGUCAUUCACUUAAUGCCCUUGUGGUGCUAAUUAAAUUCUUAACUAGUCACCAAUACAAAUCUUUAGCUUCCAAGCAAACUGGUAAUAAAUGUUUCUGUCAUA
Messenger RNA from Hemicordylus capensis (graceful crag lizard), 4587 nucleotides. RefSeq names its product microcephalin 1 (gene MCPH1). The record is from RefSeq and is a predicted model, not a curated record. Bases 17 to 2194 code for a protein of 725 amino acids. Gene Ontology annotation, biological process: mitotic cell cycle; cerebral cortex development. The transcript is spliced from 13 exons. NCBI's taxonomy places the organism in Eukaryota, Metazoa, Chordata, Lepidosauria, Squamata, Cordylidae.